Molecule: messenger RNA, 3121 nt
Organism: Diuraphis noxia (Russian wheat aphid)
Lineage: Eukaryota; Metazoa; Arthropoda; Insecta; Hemiptera; Aphididae
Gene: Top1
Product: DNA topoisomerase 1
Biological process (GO): DNA topological change; chromosome segregation; DNA replication
Cellular component (GO): nucleolus; chromosome
Molecular function (GO): DNA binding; DNA topoisomerase type I (single strand cut, ATP-independent) activity
Source: RefSeq, a predicted model, not a curated record
CGCCACCGACCGACGCCGCCGUCAUCGUGUAGUCUCGCGUACUUGUGAGUUUGUGACUUGUGUAGUUGUGUGUACGGUGUACGUGAAUUUUCGUGCAAGUCCGAAUCGUCCACAAAACGCACACACACAUACACACAUACACUGGUACAGUGGUACACAGUACACACACAUACACACUCGCGUCUCACAUUCUCAGACGCUUCGAAUUCGAUUUAUUUUUUACGCGCACGGCGUUUUCGACCGGCGGUGUAGUUUAUUUGCGCGUCUGUCGGUGGUCCGUUGUCGCCGUUUUACCGAAUUCACGCCGAAAUCGUAACCGGCGAUCGUCAUCAAAUUAUGCGUUCAGUUUCCGUCCGACAAAACCGACGGGAUCGUAGCGCAUGACUCUUCAGCCGGCAUACGCCACUCUGCUAGAAAACCCGACGAACCACCACCAUCACCCACUCGGYGAUUCGGUCGUUUUGCAGCUAACACAGUAACACGUCUUGAUCAUCUUUCAUACAUAUCGUUCUCCUGAUUGCCACCGCUACAAUAGUACGACUACCAUCACUACGUCACACCGGAUUUCUAAAUAAUAUCGUCAAUUUAUCAUUAUUAUAGAGUACCACUGCUGUGAUAUUAUCAUUGUCACGGAACCAAAAGGAUUUGUGCGAUUUUGAUUGUCGGUUUUACGGUUUACUCAUCGAUGAUAACCACCUAACAUCCUAGUAAUAUAAAUUUCUACAUUGCACCAACAUUGUUCUACUUAGAACGCGACGUCAGCAGCUUUAUACCAGUUCUACCUCGUUUCGUUUUCCACGCGAACAGAAAACAUGGCCGAAGAUCGAGAGUCCAGUGAUCGCAAACAUGAAAAAUCAAAGAAGCGUGAUAGGGAACAUGAAAAAAAUGGUGUCAAGAAAGAAAUUAAAAGAGAAUACAAAGAUGAGCCCUAUGAUUCAGGUUAUCAUUCCCAAAUUAAAAGAGAUUACAAAUUAAAUCAUAGUAUUAAGGAUGAACAUUUUUCUGAUGAUGGUGACUUUAAUAUAUCCAGCCACAAGAGGAAACAAAGUGAUGAUGAUUUUUCUAUUAAGGAAGAAAUAGUGUCUGAUGAUGACAUACCUUUAUCAAAUAGAAAACGCAAACAUUCUGGUAGUAGUGAAGAUGACGUUCCUCUGAGCACUCGAACAAAGCAUAUUAAAAAGGAACACAACAGCAGUCACAAAAAACAUAAAAAAGAUAAGGAGCAUAAGAGUAAGCAUAAAGAAAAAGAUAGAAAUCAUUCAUCUAAAGAUUCUAAACAUAAAGUAAAAAAAGAAAAUUAUACAUCUCAAAAAGAAAGUCCUGUUAAGGGUACACCAAAGAAAAAAAAGGAAGAAGAACCGCAAGAAGUAUGGAAAUGGUGGGAAGAAGAGAAAAAAGAUGAUGGUGUUAAAUGGAAGUUUUUGGAACAUAAAGGACCUGUUUUUGCUCCAGCAUAUGAACCUUUACCGAGUAAUGUAAAAUUUUAUUAUAAUGGUAAACAUGUAGUUCUUUCAGAGUUGGCAGAAGAAGUAGCAACAUUCUAUGCUAAAAUGCUUGAUCAUGAUUAUACAACAAAAGAAGUAUUUAAUAAGAACUUUUUCAAAGACUGGCGCAAAACUAUGACACCCAAAGAAAAAGAGUUAAUAACUGAUCUCUCAUUAUGUAACUUUAAAGAGAUGAAUGUAUAUUUUACUAAAAAAUCUGAAGAACGUAAAGCUAUGAGUAAAGAGGAAAAAAAAAAAAUUAAAGAAGAAAACGAAGCUAUGCAAAAAGAGUAUGGAUUUUGUACUAUUGAUGGACAUAAAGAAAAGAUUGGUAAUUUCAAAAUUGAACCACCUGGUUUAUUUAGAGGACGAGGUGAGCAUCCUAAGAUGGGUAUGUUAAAAAAACGGGUAGUACCUGAGGAUGUCUUAAUUAAUUGUAGCAAAGAUUCUAAUAUACCUAAACCUCCACCUGGCCACAAAUGGAAAGAAGUUAGACAUGACUUUGGUGUCACGUGGCUUGCUAGCUGGAUAGAAAAUGUUCAAGGGCAAGUUAAAUAUGUUAUGUUAAAUCCAUCUUCUAAACUUAAGGGAGAAAAAGAUUGGCAAAAGUAUGAGACUGCUAGAAGAUUGGCAAAAUCAAUUGAUAAGAUAAGAGAAAAUUAUAUUAAUGAUUGGAAAUCUCGUGAAAUGCAUGUAAGACAAAGAUCUGUUGCUUUGUAUUUUAUUGAUAAAUUGGCAUUAAGAGCAGGAAAUGAAAAAGACGAAGACCAAGCCGAUACUGUUGGCUGUUGCUCUUUACGUGUGGAACACAUACAAUUACAUGAAGAAUUUAAUGGCAAAGAAUAUGUAGUUGUAUUUGAUUUCCUUGGUAAAGAUUCCAUUAGAUAUUACAAUGAAGUACCUGUAGAAAAAAGAGUAUUCAAAAACUUAAAGAUAUUUAUGGAAAAUAAAAAAGGUAGUGAUGAUUUAUUUGAUCGUUUGAACACAUCAAUAUUGAAUCAACACUUGCAUGAACUUAUGGAUGGACUUACUGCAAAAGUUUUCCGUACGUUCAAUGCUUCAUGGACACUUCAACAACAACUAGAAAAAUUAACUGAUCCAGAUGUGUCUGUUGCGGAAAAAAUCUUACAAUAUAAUCGGGCAAAUCGUGCAGUUGCUAUCUUGUGCAACCAUCAACGUGCUGUUCCAAAAACACACGAAAAGUCAAUGGGAAAUUUAAAGGAAAAAAUACAAGCUAAAAGAGCAGCUGUAAAAGAAGCCAAGAGUCAAUAUAAACAAGCUAAACAAGAUAUUAAAGACGGUAGUGUGCAUUCCAAGACUCAGUUAGAAAAGAGGAAAAAAGCUUUAGAACGAUUAAAAGAACAAUUGACUAAAUUAGAAGUUCAAGAAACUGACAAGGAAGAAAACAAGACAAUUGCUUUGGGUACGUCCAAAUUGAAUUAUUUGGAUCCGCGUAUAUCUGUAGCUUGGUGCAAAAAGUUCAACGUUCCUAUUGAGAAGAUAUACAAUAAAACACAAAGAGACAAGUUUAGAUGGGCCAUCGACAUGGCUGGACCAGAUUACGUAUUUUAAAUUUGAAUGAAACAAAAUAACUUUCUCAGUGAUUAAAUCUAAAUAUAAUACUAAUAUCAGUGAUU